AUGGACCCGUCAAAAGAUGACGCUCCCACUCCGUCUUCACCGUUGAGAAGGGAACGAGCUCCUACCAUCACAAUCGAUACGUCUGCCGUCAGCACUACAUCUAAUCUCGCAGGGCCUGAAAUAAGAACGGAGGAGCCGCCGGCCGGGAACCAACAAGGGGUCGAGAGUCACGAUGUCGAAUCAAGGGAUGUCCAUCAGUCCCGGCCAGAGAGUACUUUGAAUCCAUCAUCAGAGAGAGAAAGGGAACCACGGCCAAUAUCACCGCAUAAUGUUUCCUCGCCCACGUCAAGAAACGCAGACCCCAACUCACAAAACUUCCUAUCCGUUCCAGGGACACGAUCAAGGGGGAAUUCCCUCGACUCUGAAGACGCCAAUUCUCCUCGCUCGUUUGGUAGCGAGACAUGUGUCCCGUCGUCCCCGUCUACCGGUGAACACCCUGACAAAGGCGCCGCAACAAAACAUGUUGAUGUGAGGAACGACCCUGACGCUUUGAAGCCGGACCCAAAAUCGGAAGACGAUUUCGAGGUGGAAAAUAACAAAUUCGCAUUUUCGCCUGGCCAAUUGAACAAACUUCUUAGUCCCAAGAGUCUUUCCGCUUUUUAUGCAUUGGGAGGUCUGGUGGGAUUAGAGAAGGGUCUACGGACUAACCGGUCAACAGGGCUCAGUGUGGAUGAAACGACUCUGGAUGGCACAGUGUCUUUUGAAGACGCAACCAGCACCAGCUCCCUAGGGCAUUCUCCCAAACCAUCGGGGAGGGUCGGGAGCACAAAUUCCAAUGCAGAGGAAGUUUCCAAGGCCAAUGAUAGCUUCGUCGACCGCAAACGUGUUUUUAGCGAUAACCGCCUUCCCGCAAGAAAAACAAAGUCGAUUUGGGAGCUUGCUUGGAUCGCAUAUAACGACAACGUUCUGAUCCUACUUUCUGUGGCUGCUGUAAUAUCCCUUGCUUUGGGUAUAUACCAAUCUAUCACGGCCACCGGAAAUGAGGCUAGAGUACAGUGGGUUGAGGGUGUAGCAAUUAUGGUUGCCAUCAUUGUGGUUGUCAUUGUUGGAGCAGCCAAUGAUUGGCAGAAAGAACGGCAAUUCGUGAAACUCAACGAAAAGAAAGAAGAUCGCAAUGUCAAGGUCAUUCGUUCCGGAAAAUCCAUCGAAAUCUCAGUUCAUGAUAUUCUUGUAGGGGACGUCAUGCAUCUUGAACCUGGUGAUAUGGUACCGGUAGAUGGUAUCUUCCUCGAGGGCCAUAACGUCAAGUGUGAUGAGUCCUCCGCGACUGGUGAAUCCGACGUGCUUCGAAAGACUCCUGGAGAUAUCGUAUAUCAAGCCAUUGAAAACCAGGAACCCCUUGAGAAGAUGGAUCCGUUUAUCUUAUCAGGCGCUAAGGUGUCGGAGGGCGUUGGCACAUUCCUAGUUACCUCUACCGGUGUCAAUUCGUCUUAUGGUAAAACGUUGCUUUCCCUGCAGGAUGAAGGCCAAACGACUCCUCUACAACUAAAGCUGAAUGUACUUGCUGAGUACAUUGCCAAGUUGGGUCUUGCUGCUGGUUUGAUUUUGUUUGUGGUACUGUUCAUCAAGUUCCUCGCUCAUCUGAAGAACAUCCACGGUGCUACAGCCAAGGGUCAAGCUUUUCUCCAGAUAUUCAUCAUGGCCGUAACCGUCAUCGUGGUUGCUGUGCCCGAAGGAUUACCCCUAGCCGUCACCCUUGCACUUGCGUUCGCGACGACGCGAAUGUUACGAGAUAACAAUCUGGUUAGGCUUCUCAGGGCCUGUGAGACUAUGGGAAAUGCUACUACCAUUUGCUCCGAUAAGACUGGUACUUUGACCCAGAACAAGAUGACAGUUGUUGCUGGAACAUUUGGAACCACUACCAAUUUCGGCGAGAAUAAUUCAUCCUUUCAGCCGAGUGGAGAUGGCCAAAGUCAGCCGCAGGACGCAGACAACGUCUCCCCCACCGACUGCAUCUCAUCUCUAUCGCCCUCCGUCAAGGAACUCUUACUGAGCUCUAUCUCGUUAAACUCAACGGCAUUCGAGAGUGAUGACAACGGAUCAACCACCUUCGUCGGUUCUAAGACCGAGACAGCGUUGCUCAGUUUUGCACAUGAUUAUUUGGCACUAGGGCCCUUGAACGAGGCAAGGUCCAAUGCAGAAAUUGUUCAACUUGUACCAUUCGAUUCCGGCCGUAAGUGUAUGGCUGUCGUUAUUAAGCUCCCCAACGGGAAGUACAGGAUGUUUGUUAAGGGUGCCUCGGAAAUUCUUAUUGGAAAAUGUACAAAAGUCGUAUCUGAUCCAACAGACCAUUGUUGA
Messenger RNA from Microsporum canis CBS 113480, 2298 nucleotides. RefSeq names its product calcium P-type ATPase. Gene Ontology annotation, biological process: intracellular calcium ion homeostasis. The transcript has 2 exons. Bases 1 to 2298 code for a protein of 765 amino acids. NCBI's taxonomy places the organism in Eukaryota, Fungi, Ascomycota, Eurotiomycetes, Onygenales, Arthrodermataceae. Gene Ontology annotation, molecular function: ATP binding; ATP hydrolysis activity; P-type calcium transporter activity. Gene Ontology annotation, cellular component: membrane; intracellular membrane-bounded organelle. The record is from RefSeq and is a predicted model, not a curated record.